Messenger RNA from Lepisosteus oculatus (spotted gar), 1821 nucleotides. NCBI's taxonomy places the organism in Eukaryota, Metazoa, Chordata, Actinopteri, Semionotiformes, Lepisosteidae. The record is from RefSeq and is a predicted model, not a curated record.
GCCCGCGCUGAUGCGUCUCUGCGCCUGGUACCUCUACGGGGAGAAGCGCCGGGGCUACGCCAUCAACCCGGUGGCUAACUUCCACCUGCAGAAUGGCGCCGUCCUGUGGAGGCUUAACUGGCAAGCUGACACCAGUGCCAGGGGCAUAACCGCCUCCUGUGGGAUGAUGGUGAAUUAUCGGUACUUCCUCGAAGAGACCACCGCCAACAGCGCCAGCUACCUGGGGUCAAAGGUCAUUGCCACUUCCGAUCAGGUGCAGAACCUGGUCUCCCAGUUUCAAAAGAUGAGCAAGCUCUAACGCAUCUGCUGUCUGUUUCCAGGUAGCCUAGCAAGCCAUGUUUGCAGAGUGAUUUCGUCACUGGGAAAGGAACUGGAAAGGUCAUUUCCUCCAACAUGUUUUUUUUCCUCUUCUCAGCUCAUACAGGUCAUUGAUCAUUUGUAAUCACUCUUCAGGGCUUCUUUGAAUUCCGUUGUCUCCGACACGUCUAUUAAUAUUUACAAUAAAGCUAGCUUUGUCUCUAAAUUGAUGAACAGGUGACAGUUUGUGCAUGUGUGUGUUUGUGAGCAAGGUCAAAAAAAGAAAGGCUGUGAAAUAAAUUGUAUUUUAAUUCCUUCGUCAGCACAAUGUGUUCCAUACUUCACAAGACCUCCACCUCCAGGUUUUUGCUGUGACACUCAAAUGUAUUUAUUCUGAGCUCUCCAGCAGAAAAACGCGCUCGUUCGACCUUGGCGUUUUUCUCCAGCAGGAUUCACUUUACCUCAUGGAGAAAAAGGAAGGAGGGUGGGGGCUUCCUUUAAAGUUUGUAGUGAAUAAAUGUAUCAGUGUAAAUAGACUGUGAAAUAGCAUUUUUUUUUUCAAAAGAUGUUAAUACAAUCGCAGAGUCCUGGGGCACCCUGAAGACUUCCAAAGUAGAACGGGAUUGCAAAAAAAAAACAUUCACUUCAAAAGAAUGAGAACUGGGAAGGAGAGAGACAGCUUUUUUAAAAAUAAAACAUUGCAAGAAAGAGGUUUUGAUGAAGAAUUCAUCCUGCCUUGCAUAUUGUUACCGUACAGCUUUUGGAACACAAGACAGUACAAAGCUGAAACUAGGAAGACCUCAAACUUGUGAUCGGCCAGGUCAGUCUCCAUGUCUUUGCAAGGAUGUUGCUUUUUUACAGUAACAUCCACAGCUCUGUUACUCACCCAGGAACCCCUUCUGAGCCAUUAAAGUUCAGAUUGCUACCCAUGGUAUAACGUUUACAGUUUUGAGAGUUUCCUUAUGAUACCGAGCACUAUACCACAUUUGUAAAACAGUACUUUAGUAUAGUCUCAGAAUUUAGGAAUAUAGAAACGAGAAGGAAUUUGUUUAUAUUGUCCCAGUGACAAAGCAGGACGGAGCAGUGUGUCGAAUAGCAACAUGCUUGGCUGUAGUUCUCAGGACAGAUUUGCAUAUUGAUUAAUCCUGAUCAUCACUCUUUACUAUACUCCCUCUCUGAGAUUUCACACAUCACGAAUGUCAAUCACUUUUUAAGAGGGAGCGAGCCCUUUUAUGGCUUUGAUGAGGAGUUCCAGAGCAUUCAGACAUUUGGGGAAUCAGACUUUUUGCAAGGAGUGACUGUGUUUCUAUGUUUGAAAUUUAAAAUCUCCUUGAGUACUGCUGGAAUUAAUCUCAGAGGAGGGAAUGGUUCGGGGUUUUGAUGAAAGUGAAAUAAAAUGACCCUCCUAUUUAAGCCUGAUAUAACAAGUCAACAUGUAAGAAUAUCUAAAAUACGCUUAUAAGGGGGAAGGUUAUUUUUUCAUCAGCAUUAAUAAAACUGUCAGUCAUGGGAGUGACAUUUAUA